CGCGGGGUUGCGCUGCGGGACGGGCGGGGCGCUUGGUUGCGCUGCGGGGCUCCCUGCGGGCGCGCGGCGGCGGCCGGGCGGCCCUGAGGACACAACCGCACGCGCUGCAGGCUGAGUUUCCCGGCCGUUCGCCCCCCGCCGGCGCAGCGGUGGUGCGGGCCGCCCCCCCGCCUUCCCAUGUGCCCGCCCAGGCGGGCCGCUGCUUAGCUGGUGCCGCGCGGACCUUGCGGGCUGCGGGGCUGCGGGGCGCGGGGCGCCUGCGCGGACUGCCAGCCUGCGGACGCCGGGACCCCGCGCGAUGAGGCGGAGGUUGACGUGACCGUGACUGGAGGAUCUAUAAUUCUCCCACGCUCCCCCCUCUCCACAGAGGGGAGGGUCCUCUGACCCAGGAGCAGCAUGGAGGAGGGUAAGAAGGAGUCGAUGAACCGGGCACACGUCCUCUUUGACCGCUUCGUGCAGGCCACCACCUGCAAGGGGACGCUGAAGGCCUUCCAGGAGCUGUGCGACCACCUGGACCUCAAGCCCCGAGACUACCGCUCCUUCUAUCACAAGCUCAAGUCCAAGCUCAACUACUGGAAGGCCAAGGCCCUGUGGGCCAAGCUGGAUAAGCGAGGCAGCCACAAGGACUACAAGAAGGGCAAAGCCUGCACCAACACCAAGUGUCUCAUCAUUGGAGCCGGCCCUUGCGGCCUCCGCACAGCCAUCGACCUGUCCCUGCUGGGCGCCAAGGUGGUCGUGAUCGAGAAGCGGGAUGCCUUCUCCCGAAACAAUGUGCUGCACCUCUGGCCAUUCACCAUCCACGACCUGCGGGGGUUGGGCGCCAAGAAGUUCUACGGCAAAUUCUGUGCGGGAGCCAUCGACCACAUCAGUAUCCGCCAGCUCCAGCUCAUCCUCCUCAAGGUCGCCUUGAUCCUCGGCAUUGAAAUCCAUGUCAACGUGGAGUUCCAGGGCCUGGUCCAGCCUCCCGAGGACCAGGAAAAUGAACGGAUAGGCUGGAGGGCACAGGUCCACCCCAAAACCCACCCUGUGUCAGAAUACGAGUUUGAAGUGAUCAUUGGAGGAGACGGCCGGCGGAACACCUUGGAAGGCUUCCGUCGGAAGGAGUUCCGAGGCAAAUUGGCCAUUGCCAUCACCGCGAACUUCAUCAACCGGAACACCACGGCGGAAGCCAAGGUGGAAGAGAUCAGUGGCGUGGCUUUCAUAUUCAACCAGAAGUUUUUCCAGGAGCUCCGGGAAGCCACAGGUAUUGACUUGGAGAACAUUGUUUACUACAAAGACGACACGCACUACUUCGUCAUGACAGCCAAGAAGCAGAGUUUGCUGGACAAAGGCGUGAUUCUGCAUGACUAUGCAGAUACGGAGCUGUUGCUCUCUCGGGAGAACGUGGACCAAGAGGCUCUGUUGAGCUAUGCCCGGGAGGCAGCCGACUUCUCCACGCAGCAGCAGCUGCCGUCCCUGGACUUUGCCAUCAACCACUAUGGGCAGCCGGACGUGGCCAUGUUCGACUUCACGUGCAUGUACGCCUCGGAGAACGCGGCCCUGGUGCGUGAGCAGUACGGACACCAGCUCCUCGUGGCGCUGGUUGGGGACAGCCUCCUGGAGCCUUUCUGGCCCAUGGGAACAGGAAUAGCCCGGGGCUUCCUAGCAGCCAUGGACUCCGCCUGGAUGGUCCGCAGCUGGUCUCUAGGAACAAGCCCACUGGAAGUCCUGGCCGAAAGGGAAAGCAUCUACAGGCUUCUACCUCAGACCACCCCUGAGAACGUGAGUAAAAACUUCAGCCAGUACAGCAUCGACCCGGUCACCAGAUACCCCAAUAUCAACAUUAACUUCCUGCGACCAGGCCAGGUGCGCCACCUCUACGACACUGGAGAAGCAAAAGACAUUCAUCUAGAAAUGGAGAGCCUGGUGAAUUCACGAACAACUCCAAAGCUGACACGCAAUGAGUCCGUGGCGCGCUCCAGCAAGCUGUUGGGCUGGUGCCAGAGGCAGACGGACGGCUACGCGGGUGUCCACGUGACCGACCUCACCAUGUCAUGGAAGAGCGGGCUGGCCCUGUGUGCCAUCAUCCAUCGGUAUCGCCCCGACCUGCUAGACUUCGACUCUCUAGAGGAGCAGAACGUGGAGAAGAAUAACCAGCUGGCCUUCGACAUCGCCGAGAAGGAACUGGGCAUCUCCCCCAUCAUGACGGGCAAGGAAAUGGCCUCGGUCGGGGAGCCUGACAAGCUGUCCAUGGUGAUGUACCUCACGCAGUUCUACCAGAUGUUCAAGGACGCCCUGCCCUCCAGCGACGCCCUGGACCUGAAUGCAGAGGAGAAAGCCGUGCUCAUUGCCAGCACCAAGUCCCCCAUCUCCUUCCUGAGCAAGCUGGGGCAGACCAUCUCCCGCAAACGCUCCCCCAAGGACAAAAAGGAGAAGGACUUAGAUGGUGCUGGAAAGAGGAGGAAGACCAGCCAGUCGGAAGAGGAGGAUGGACCCCGGGCCUGCCGAGGACGGCCCAUGCUGGUGAGCACGCUGACCGACAGAAGGACGGACGCGGCCCUCGGCAACCAGAACAAAGUGAAGUACAUGGCAACCCAGCUGCUGGCCAAGUUUGAAGAGAAUGCACCCCCACAGUCCACUGGUGUGCGGAGACAGCCAACACAAGAGCAUGGGGCCCACUGCCGACCUGCGCCCACCCCCCGGUGGAAACAGCGACGAGAAACGGAUCUCUCUCGGACCUGCCCCAAAAAAGUGAUCACGCUCUGUCCCCCUCCGUCUCCGCCGCCCCCCUGGGGGCUGCGGGGCCGCCAGCAGAUGAGCGUUGGUGCUGACAGCCAUGGCCAGCAGAGCACCCAGCGCAGGAGGCCAGAACCAGAGCCUUUUCGUCGAUUCCUUGUGGACCAGCGGGAGCUUGCUCUCAGCCUCCACUCUUCCCAGCGCCCCGCCUCUCCCUCCUCCUCCUCUGACUCCCUCCGACAGAAGUAUAUAAAGAUGUACACAGGCGGAGUGAGCUCACUGGCCGAGCAGAUAGCCAGUCAGCUCCAAAGGAAAGAACAGCCCAGAGCCCUUCUAGACAAGAAGGAAGUGGCCUCCAUAAAGAAGGAGUUCCCGCAGAACCUGGGCGGCAGCGACACAUGCUACUUCUGCCAGAAGCGGGUGUACGUGAUGGAGCGGCUGAGUGCUGAGGGCAAGUUCUUCCACCGCAGCUGCUUCAAGUGCGAGUACUGUGCCACUACACUGCGUCUGUCUGCCUACGCCUACGACAUCGAGGAUGGUAAAUUCUACUGCAAACCUCACUACUGCUACCGGCUUUCUGGUUCCGCUCAGAGGAAGAGGCCUGCUGUGGCCCCGCUCUCAGCAAAGGAGGCCAGAGGAGCCCUGCAGGACGGGCCUGCCACCGCCACAAGUGGACGGGCCAGCGCCAUGGCCAGCCCCCCCGAGAGGACUCCAGCAGGUGCAAGAGUCAACGGGCUGGAGGAGCCCAGCGUGGCCAAGCGGCCGAGGGGCACCCCCGAGAGGAUCGAGCUGGAGAACUACCGCCUGUCCCUGAAGCAGGCAGAGGAGCUGGAGGAGGUGCCCGAGGAGACGCAGGCCGAGCACAACCUGAGCAGCGUGCUGGACUCGCGCACCGAGGAGGACACGGGCAGCAGCAGCUCAGAAUCUGAGAUGGAUGAGGAAGAAGAGGAGGAGGAGGAGGAGCUGCUGCCCACCUCAGACCUGGGUGGCGUCCCCUGGAAGGAAGCUGUACGGAUCCACGCUCUCCUGAAAGGGAAGAGCCAAGAGGAGCUGGAGGCCUGCAAGAGCUUCAAGCCUGGAAACGAGGAGGAUGAGGAGGAGGAGGAGGAGGAGGAGGGAGAGGAGAACGAGGAGGAGGAGGACGAGGAGUCCAGUGAAGAAGGGGAGUACUGCCCCUGGGACAGAGAACUUCGGCAAGGCCAGUGGCUCCAGCUCCUGUCACGAGACGUCACCUUGGGUACUUGUAAAGUAAUUGGAGGCCCAAGACUACAGCAGACCCCACCUGCCGCUGACCCCCUGGCCAUCCAGGCCGACGUGCACUGGACGCACGUACGUGAGAAAGAGGAGGAGGAGAGGACGGUGCCCACGUCCGAGUCCUCUGCUUCCCGAGUGCCCGACCUUCCCUCCCUACGCCGCGCGGCAGUGCAGGCCUGGCUGGAGACGGUGCCCGGAGGUAUCCCAUUCGAUGAGGAAGACGUGGACUCGGAGCCGGCCGAGAUAGAAGAGGAAGCGGCAGAGAAUGGGCACACAGGGGACACGGGGGACACCGGUGCUGAGCUGGAUGACGAUCAGCAUUGGUCUGAUGACCUCCCGUCAGAUGCCGACACAGAGCUGCGCGCCUGGCGCCAAGCAGAGCUAGAGCUCAGGGUCUCGGAGGAUGAGGAAGAGGAGGAAGAGCGGCCUCCCAGCCCAGGGUGCAGAGACACAGCUUCCUCCCCAGUGGGCAGUCCAGGCCAUAUCCACGAGGAGCGCCCUGUCCUGUUUCCCCCAAUCUUCUUCCCUGAGGCCCAGGAAGACCAUGCCCCUGUGGCCCCUGUGGCCCCCAAGGUGCCAUCCCCCAAGGACCGCCUCUUCCCUGAGCUGUCUCUCCCCAAGGAGCAGCCCCAGGCAAAAGCCACCACAGAGCAGACGGCCUCGGCCCCCAGCUCGCCCAUCCGCUCCCAGCCCCUGGCUCAGCCUGAGGCCCGCUCCCCUGCCAUGCCCGCCAGCCCGGUUCCUCCAACCCCCUCCUCCACGCCGCCCACCCAGCUUCCCAUAUGUUCCCAGCCACAGCCGGCCUCCGAUGCUGCCAUCCCUUCGCCCACCGCGUCCCCCAUCUGCUUCCAGCCCGGCCCUGCCAAGACCUCCACCCCCCUAGCCCCACGGGACAGGCCAGGCAGCCCCCUGGUCGCAGACGAGGCCCUGUCUCGGACUGACCUGGUGGCUGAGUUCUGGAUGAAGAGUGCAGAGAUCCGCCGCAGCCUGGGCCUCACACCCGUGGCCCGGGGCUCCCAGCCCCCUGGGACCCUGAAAGCCUUAGCUGUGGAGCAGACCCCCCAGAGCAAGGGGCCGCACCUGCUCAAGCCCCCUCCACUCACCUCCAGGAGGAUAGGGCCACCCGGGUCGGACGGGGAGUCGCCCCCACUGCCCACCCCCAAGUCCUCACCCUCAGAGACCCCCAGCUCCCGGGAGGAGCGCAAGGAGCCAUCCAGCAGCUCGGGGCUGGGCUUGAAUGGCAGCAGCUCCAACACCAAGACCCUGGGCAGCCAGAGCUUCCCUACGUCCGACUCCACCAUGCUCACCCCACCCUCCAGCCCCCCGCCGCCCCCGCCCCGAGACGAGGAGCCCGCCACCCUGCGCAGGAGGGCCCCCCAGCCUGGCACAGAGCAGAGGGGCCCUGUCACUCUGCGGGCCCCCCGGGAGCCCACCCCCAUCCCGCGAGAGGAGGUGCGCAAGUCCUUUGUGGAAAGCGUGGACGAGAUCCCCUUCGCCGACGAUGUGGAGGACACCUACGAGGAGCAGACAGAGGACUCAAGCCUGCAGGAGACCUUCUUCACACCGCCGUCCUGCCCACGUCCGACACCACUGCUGUCGCCCCCGGCCCCCACACGGCCCAGGGAGAAUGGCAGGCUACCCGUCGUGUCCCCUGAGGCCAAGGAGCUGGCACAGGAGCGCAUGCGGGCCCGGGAGAAGUCGGUCAAGAGCCAGGCCCUGCGGGACGCCAUGGCCCAGCAGCUGAGCCGCAUGAAGGAGCUGGACACCGUGGCUGUGGGCGGCGCCUCCCGCAGGCCCAAUGGGCCCCCCAAGAGCAAGGAGAGGGGCCACCCCCAGGCCUCCCAGGCAGCCAUCCCCAGAGGCCCUGAGGAGCCCGCUCUGCAGCGGCAGGAGGCCACCAGCGAGGAGGUGCUGUCUCCACCCUCAGACUCAGGGGGCCCUGACGGCUCGGUCACCUCCUCCGAGGGCUCCAGUGGGAAGAGCAAGAAGCGGUCAUCCCUGUUCUCCCCACGCCGGAGCAAAAAGGAGAAGAAACCCAAGGGGGAGGUCCGGCCCCCCGAGCAGUCUGGCCUAGGCCCCCCGGAGGAGGCUGCCACCACCAAGCCCAAGUCCCUGUGGAAGGCCGUCUUCUCGGGUUACAGGAAGGACAAGAAGAAGAAGGGGGACGACAAGUCCUGCUCCAGCACCCCAUCCAGCGGCGUCACGGUGGACUCGGGCAGGCACCGGCUGUCCCCCAUCAUCCGGGCAGAGCUGCAGCUGCGACGCCACCUCAGUUUCUCUGAAGACUCCGACCUCUCCAGUGACGACAUCCUCGAGCGGUCCUCCCAGAAGUCCAAGCGAGAGCCGGUCUUCGUGCCCCGAGCCCUGGCACCCGGGAGACCGUGCGCGUCAAAGCCCAGAACCUACACGGAGGAUGAGCUGAGUGCCAAGCUGACACGCCGCGUGCAGAAGGCGGCCCGGAGGCAGGCCAAGCAAGAGGAGCUGAAGAGGCUACACCGUGCCCAGAUCAUCCAGCGGCAGUUGGAGCAGGUGGAGGAGAAGCAGCGGCAGCUGGAGGAGAGGGGCGUGGCUGUGGAAAAGGCGCUUCGUGGAGAAGCAGACUAUUGGGGAGAGUCUUAUUACAGUGACCUCAUCGACUUGCACCUGGGUGUUGAGCCCAGUGGCGGGACUCCACGGCGCAGACCUCUCUCCUUCUGCCCUUGCUGUGUCCAGGAAGGCAUGGGCAAGAAGGAUGACCCCAAACUGAUGCAGGAGUGGUUCAAGCUGGUACAGGAGAAGAACGCCAUGGUGCGCUACGAGUCGGAGCUGAUGAUCUUUGCCCGGGAGCUGGAGCUGGAAGACCGACAGAGCCGCCUACAGCAGGAACUUCGAGAGCGAAUGGCGGUAGAAGAUCACCUGAAGACGGAAGAGGAGUUGUCAGAGGAGAAGAAGAUUCUGAACGAGAUGUUGGAUGUCGUGGAGCAGAGGGACGCCUUGGUGGCCCUGCUGGAGGAGCAGCGGCUACGGGAGAAAGAGGAGGACAAGGACCUGGAAGCUGUCAUGCUGUCCAAGGGCUUCAGCCUCAACUGGUCCUGAAUGCCCCUACCCAUGCUCAGGUCUGCCCAUCAGUGGCCCCUGCUGCGCCUGGGCUGGGCACUCCCAGACCACCUGGCCCACCACCUAAGGGGGCCCGGCACCUCCUGACAGUUUGCACGCACAAGUCCACGUGCCUCCUGAACGCUAUCGGGUGUCACUGUUCUGGGGAGCCACACACACAUGGCCCCAGGAAGAUGACUAAAAGAGUCGCCUCAGCCUCUGUGGUGAGGCCCAGCCUGGCUGCCUGCCUCAGGAGAGGGACUUGGAAAAGGAAAAUAGUCCUAGAAAACCUUCUCUCUUCCUCUGCCAAGUUGGAUCUGAGAAAGGAGUCACUUCCUCUGUGGAAACCACAGCCACGGGGCUGCACCUCCAGCUGCCCACUUCCCGCUCCCAGAGCCACCAAAGACACAAAGAAGACACCCCGGGAGAGGAAGGACAUCUGGUCAGGGUGCACCUGGUCCCGCAGCGCAAAGGGCCAGCUCGGCAUCCCUGCCGCAAGUGAGGAGGCCCAGGAGGGGAUUGAUCCCCAGCCCCACGGCUCACACUGGACACCCUCUCUCCCACCCCCAGUGGCCAAACACCCAGGGCUGUGGCCUGAGGCCUGUGGCUUGCUGCCUUUUUGCUUUUCCUUCACACCUGUUUUUGACACUGGAAAAUCCUGACUUGGGGCAGCCCUGCGUCUCAGUACACCCCGCCGCGCACGUGCGUGCGCGCACACACACUGACACACAGGCUGAGGUGAGGUGGCUGAUUCCUGUGUUUUCACAUUGCAAUGAAGCUGAUGCCCUGGUGCGUGUGCGAUGCCUAGCCACCCUGGACCCCUCUCCCUUUUUUUUUUUUUUUUUGGAUUAACUUAUUUUUUAAUACUUGAAAAGAAGUGACUUCGUUUUUUAUAUCUUUCCUAAAGACACUGGGCACCUGGAGCAGGAGCAGCUGAGGAGUCCUUGCCGAGCUUCACACAUGCACACACACGCACACACAUGCACACACACGUGCACACACGCACAUCACCAGGCUGACCCACACUGUCACAGCCUUGUAUUUAUUAGCUGUCGCCUAUAGUGUUACUGACGCCCAUCCCCCCCAAUACAGCAGGGGGCACUCUCCUAGGGUCCUUGCUCCCUGGGCUGCACCUCACUGCUGGCACCAGACUCCUCUUCUGUCUGCCCCUCAGCACUGCUGGGGACCCUUUCAGAAUCCUGGCUCUGGAGAGCCCACUUUUCUGCAAUUCUGGUGCCCAGGCUUCACCUCCCACAGAACAUUUCGUUAAACAAACAAACAUAAAAAAGGUUUGAGGAUCAGCCUCCUCUAGGCCAGCUGAGAAGGUGUGUGGGACUCCUGCCCUGGCCUCCCCGCACGCACGAUCCACCUGGCUCACAGGAAUUCCCUCUGGUCUCAGAACCAGCCAGGGAGAGUACAGGUGAGGCUUUUGCCUGGCCUCUCACUGACGGGACACUCCAGGUGAGAAAGCCUUCCCUGUCUGCUUAAGCCAGAUGCCACUCCUGAAUCCCACCAGGCUGGCCGAGGGGCAGUGCCAGUGCACCACCAGACCUAGUCCACAGUGACUCCUCUGGUUGGCUCCUGCCUACAGGGGGGCCAGAGUAGUGAGAACAGGACUAGCACCCCCUCAAGGUCCCAAGGGUAGCACAGCCCAGUCCCCCUGGGUCUCCAGCUUCCCUGGAGAGCCACUCUGUGCCUCACGUCGGACCUUGGCUCAACCCACAAAGGAGCAGAGCACCUCUGCUCCAAAAGCUGCCAUCUCUCUCCUGUGGAACCCAGGAGGUGUGCUUCAAGCUGCCGGCACCACUCUGGCUUCACAGCCCUCUUGUGACGGGGGCAGAGUUCUGUUUUUAUUCUCCUGAAUAAAAGAUGGGACAUUCUAGGUUCCAUCUUGAGCCCCCAAUCUUCCAAUAAACCUGAACUUGGGACAGGA
Messenger RNA from Erinaceus europaeus (western European hedgehog), 8977 nucleotides. RefSeq names its product microtubule associated monooxygenase, calponin and LIM domain containing 3 (gene MICAL3). NCBI's taxonomy places the organism in Eukaryota, Metazoa, Chordata, Mammalia, Eulipotyphla, Erinaceidae. Bases 397 to 7044 code for a protein of 2215 amino acids. The transcript has 42 exons. Gene Ontology annotation, molecular function: FAD binding; protein binding. The record is from RefSeq and is a predicted model, not a curated record.